Molecule: messenger RNA, 2622 nt
Organism: Symbiodinium sp. CCMP2592
Lineage: Eukaryota; Dinophyceae; Suessiales; Symbiodiniaceae
Source: the annotation of a GenBank genome assembly
AUGGCGAUUGAUCCGGAGUCCCAGUGCCACCCGUGCAAGCCUAUGCAUGCAGCCCUCCAAGACACCAGCUUGCCCAUGCCUAUGCCAAGCCAACUCAACAGCUUGACUCAUUCCAUCACAGCCAUGCAAGAGACUGCGCUUGCCAAGCUUCUUCGCAGCGAAUCUUUGGCUGCGGUGCUGCGUUGGCACGAGCAGGGUCAGAAGAGGCCGACCGUCCGUGGCAAUGACAAUGAGACGCAGAGCGUGGACAUAGAGUAUGUGGUCAUGCUCUCGAUUGGCCUCGAGCUGGAGUGCUUCCUUCCCGACCUGGGCGCCCUAGUGCCCGAUUGUCUGGUGCCUCUCCGAGAGCCCCAGGAGCUCUUCCGCCUGGUGGCCCGAGUCCUCUCGGAGCGCGUGGCCGAGCUCGGUGCCGAGAAGUGCCGCUCAGGAGACCCGGGGCUGGUGUCCGCGGAGACCUGCGACUGGGGCCGGCUCUGGACGACCACGGCGGACGGCUCCAUUCAGCCCCAGGGACAAAACCCCUUUCCGGUGGAGCUGGUGUCGAAGAGGAUGGGCUUCCAGGAGUUCGACGUCACCCUUUUCUGUGACAUGGCACAUGCCCUGCGCCGACCGCCGUUAUGUGCAGCAACCAACGAGUCUACAGGCGUCCAUGUGCACCUUGGCUGCUACCCGAGCUUCUUCUCCGUGGAGGAGGUGGCCGCUAUCAUGAAGGUUUAUUUGCGGUUUGAGGCCACCAUCAACGAGCUCCUGCUGCCGGUGACACGUCAGCGCAAUCGCUUCUGCAGGGAUCUGCGAGAGGUUCUGGGGCGCGCGCAGGGGUUGGGGCCUGGGGCCUCGGACGAAGUGCUUUUUGCAAAGAUCGACGCUGCAGUGGCCUUCGUUCGCACUCUGAGCCCAGAGGCUCGGGCUGCCUGCCUCGAGGGUUCCCGAGUGCGGCUCAAGAAGGAUGAACUGCUGCUAGCGCUUUUGGAAGAGGGCGGCCUCUUUCGUUUAAAGCGACCUUUGCAGGCUUUGCAGGCGCAGCCGCAGAGUGAGCAGGGUCAGAGUCUGAUGCUCCCCGCCGGUUUGGCCCUGGUGGAGCUGUCCUUGGCAAGUGGCCAGCUGCUGUGGAGGCCCCCGACUUGCCAGGACCUCCAAGCUUUGUGGGGCAAAGAGGGCGACGCUCCGACCCCGAGCAACAACGGCGACGGCCUCGCCGAGCCCCCCACGCCAUGGACGGCCUUGGAGAGCUUAAGCGACGACACUGAGGUCCUUGCGUGCUUCCGUAAGCCAGACGAUGUACCUACCGAGAGCUUAGAGCACUGGCUGUUCAGGGACUUGUUGAUCAUGGAGCGCCACGGUACACGCUACUGCAAGCUGAACAUCAUGCGGAUUUCCCAGCCCAGCGAAAGGGCCACUAUCGAGUUCCGUCAAUUUCCGGGUGGUGACUUCAACCAGCCACUGCUGAUCUGGGGCUGGGUGAAGUUUCUAGGGCUUUUGGUGACCCAUGCCUGUGCCUGUGCACACAGCGGGACCGGCGCCGAGGUGCCAACAGAAGGCUCUGAAGAGGAGCUGAAGCGGUUCCUUCAACUUUCUACAGACAGCCUUCUUGUCGCCUGGUUCCGGGAUCUGCGAAACCGCCUGCCGAAGCCAAGUGUCUCAUUGCAAAGCAUGAAGGACGAGUGGACCCGCCUUUGGGUCGCCUGGGCGCACGCUGCCGGCCAGCUUCCCGAGGACGUCUCAGCGUCUGCAGCGGCAGUCCUGCGGUCCGCGCGUGCCUGGCGGCGGCUCUUCCAGGCGGCCACAGGCAUGAAAGCGAUUUUCCCAUCGACGGAUGCCGUCUGGAAGCCUCUUUCCCAGCGUCUCAGCGAGUGCGAAGUGUACAUGCAGCACCUGUACAUGGCCUUGGCACAACACCUGAGAUGCCAUGUGCGGCUGUUGCGAGCUGCCGAGGAGGUGAGCAGGUUCGGUUCGCUCUCCACGGUUGUGUACACUGUCCUGUCAGACGGCCGCCUGCGUAGAAGCAGCAAAGAGAUGAGAGAGCUACAAGCCACCGUGCUUGAGUCUUUGGGAUGGAGCGGGUGCCCAUCAGAACUCGCAGCCGAAAUUGCAGACUUAGGCAGGCAAGGUGCAGAGCUCACCCUCGAUUACGCGAAGAACCUUUUGCAGCAGUGUGAGACGGCCUGCGGGUCGUCAGCUUCAAUGCAACUCUGCGAAAUCGAAAUCCAGGACGAUGAGCCCUUGCAGAGAUCGGAAGCCUGGACAGGGAUUCAAGCGGUCAAAGAAGGAGCAUCACGGAUGCCACAUCUGCACGUAUGGCGAGUCUACCAUGAGCUCUGCAGUUGGCUGCUGCUUCCGCGCGUGGAGGAGGUGACCCACAUUUGGGCAGGCUUGGCCCGGCGUGGCUGGGACUCUGCCCGUGUGGAUGCUCUUUGGUUUCGGAUACAAGGACACACUCAUCCCGCUGCCCGAGAGAGGGCAAUGGCUUGGUUCAAAGAUGUCCGCGGGAAAAAGCACAGUUGGGUCCUGAUUCGACACUGCAUCGGUCAUUCCUCUUCAGAAGGAGUGCUGCAAGGGCCAUGGGGCCAUAGGGCCAUUGGCCAUAGGCAUGCAAUUGAGAAGCUGAGAAUGUGUGGCUCCUGA